ACAAAUGGACCUUCCUAUCUUCUAUCUUCAUUCAAGCCACCAAAAACCGGUCUCUCUCUCUUUCAUGGAUUCUACGUCUCUCUUCACCUCAUUAACUCCCUCCCUUGCAGGGAAAACCAGUAAAGCGCGCCGAAAUGUGGAAUUGCGGUCAAAAUUUACGGCCCAAAUCUCGCCGGAAUCUGACCAUCCCCCCAUUUCUCAGCUACUUUCUGGAAAAAUCCGGCGACCUGGUGCCCCAAUUCCGAAACUCGCCUCCAACCCUCAAUCUCUUCUCGCAUCUCCAAACCCCAGCCCUAACUCUACACCUAAACCUAAAACUAAACUUAAUCCUCUGCGUAAUUUUGCAAACCCUAGCUCCAUUUCCAGCUCUUCAGACAAGCUCAGUAACAAGCUCUGGCUUAGUAGCAAGCUCAAGUAUCAGGAACCAGAGAUAGAAGAACAAGAGAAAGGGAUAGAACAAGAUGCAGAGGAAACUAUAAGAGAAGAAAACAGGGAGAAAGAAGGAGAAUCGAUGGUGAUUGAGCCUUCGUUUAGAGAAGAGGGCAAAAUUUUUGUGGGUAAUUUACCUCUCUGGAUAAAGAAGAACGAAAUUGCAGAGUUUUUCAGGCAAUUUGGGCCCGUGAAGAAUGUGAUUUUGAUAAAGGGGCAUGAAGAUUCAGAGAGGAAUAUGGGUUAUUGCUUUGUUAUCUAUGGAGGACCCACUGCUUCCAAUGCAGCAACAAAAGCUGUGGAAUUUGAUGGAGUUGAGUUUCAUGGCAGGGUUUUGACGGUGAGAUUAGAUGAUGGGAGGAGAAAUAAGGCCAAAAGUGAUGAAAGGCUGAGAUGGGUUUUGGGUUCUGAUGGUAAAGAGUACAGAUCGAAGUGGCACGAAGAGAGAGAAAUGCUUUUGAAGGAUUUUAGAAGGAUUCUUGAUACGGAGCCUGAGAAUUGGCAAGCAGUUGUCUCAUCCUUUCAAAGGAUAAAAAAGCCUUCUAGAAGAGAGUUUGGCUUAAUGGUUAACUAUUAUGCGAAGAGGGGUGACAAACAUCAUGCUCGUGCAACCUUUGAGAGCAUGAGAGCUAGAGGAAUAGAGCCAAGCUCAUAUGUUUAUACCAACCUUGUUCAUGCUUAUGCAGUUGCUAAAGAUAUGCGAGGAGCCAUUUUUUGUGUUGAGGAAAUGAAAGCAGAAGGCCUUGAAAUGAGUUUGGCAACGUACAGUAUUCUCAUUGCAGGCUUUGCCAGUAUUGGCAAUGCUGAUGAUGCAGAAAAAUGGUUCGAAGAGGCAAAGAGAACACAUACAUCCUUGAAUGCUAUUGUCUAUUGUAAUAUCAUCUAUGCUCACUGCCAAUCUGGUAAUAUGGGGAGAGCAGAAGACAUGGUAAAGGAAAUGGAAGAAGAAGGCAUUGAUGCACCAAUUGAUGUAUAUCACUCUAUGAUGGAUGGAUAUACUAAUGUUCGGGAUGAGGCAAAGUGUUUAAUUGUCUUUCAAAGGCUUAAGGAGUGUGGGUUUUCACCAUCAAUUAUCAGCUAUGGCUGUCUUAUUAAUCUGUACACAAAGUUGGGCAAGGUUUCUAAAGCACUGGAAGUGAGCAAAACCAUGGAAUCUUCUGGUAUAGUGCAUAACAGCAAAACAUAUUCAAUGUUGAUAAGUGGCUUUGUACAGCUAAAUGAUUGUGCAAGUGCCUUCGCCAUAUUUGAAGACAUGAUAAAAGCGGGCUUGAAGCCUGAUGUGAUCCUAUACAAUAUUAUUGUUAACGCAUUUUGUAAGAUGGGUAACAUGGAUAGGGCAAUUCGUAUCAUUGAGGAAAUGAAAAAGGCGAGGCACAGACCUUCAUCUCGAACAUUUACACCAAUAAUAUAUGGAUUUGCAAAAGUUGGAGAUAUGAAAAGAGCAAUAGAGACUGUUGAUAUGAUGAGGCAUUGUGGAUGCAUUCCAACUGUCGAGACUUUUAAUGUACUUAUCCUUGGCUUGGUUCAAAAGAAGCAGAUGGAGAAGGCUGUCGCAAUGAUAGAUGAGAUGUCUCUGGCUGGGCUGACUCCUAAUGAGCAUACUUACACAACGAUCAUGCAAGGUUAUGCAUCCCUUGGUGAAACUCGUAAAGCCUUUGAGUAUUUUACAAAAAUCAAAGAGGAGGGAUUGAAACUCGAUGUCUUUUCAUAUGAGGCAUUACUUAAGGCAUGUUGCAAGUCAGGCCGUAUGCAGAGUGCCCUAGCAGUCACAAAGGAAAUGAGUGCCCAAAAGAUUCCAAGGAACACAUUUGUCUACAAUAUAUUGAUCGAUGGAUGGGCUCGGAGAGGUGAUGUGUGGGAAGCUGCGGAUUUGAUACAACAAAUGAAGCAAGAAGGGGUUAAUCCCGAUAUUCAUACAUACACAUCAUUUGUGCAUGCUUGUAGCAAGGCUGGAGAUAUGCAGAGAGCAGUGCAAACAGUUAAAGAAAUGGAGGCAGUAGGAGUGAAGCCCAAUAUCAAAACUUACACUACAUUGAUAAAUGGGUGGGCUCGAGCUGCACUUCCCGAGAAGGCUUUGAGGUGUUUUGAAGAGAUGAAAGCAGCAGGGUUAAAGCCAGACAAAGCUGUGUACCAUUGCCUUAUGACUUCAUUGCUUUCUAGGGCUACUGUUUUAGAAGAUUACCUCUUCACAGGCAUCUUGCAAAUAUCGAAGGAAAUGGUUGAACUUGGCCUAACGGUUGAUAUGGGCACCGCAGUUCACUGGUCUAGGUGUUUACGCAAGGUUGAGAGAAGUGGUGGAGAACUUACUGAGGCAAUUCAAAAGACUUUCCCUCCUGCUUGGAUCUCCCAAGAAAUUCAUCAAGCAAGGUCGAAUGAGGCUAAUCAAUACAAUUCUGAAAGUGAUAUUGAUCAUGAUGAUGGUCUUGAUAAUGGCGGUAGUGGUGGUGAAGAUGAUGAUGAUCAUGAGGCAUGGUUCAGCAUGAGGCAAUAAGCCUGACGUGCAUCAACAGAUGCUACUCUGGAGACUGAGCUCAUAGGCAAUUUUUUCGGGCUUUUCAGUUUCAUUUUGGAUGGCAUUUUUGUCUGUUGCUUUGAGGUUGAUGAGAUGACAAUGCAAUGACGAUGAUGAUGGUUGCUAGACAUGGUCAAGUUCUAAGUGUAGGACUCUGUGACUUGAUGGGUGUUAUUCUAUAGGACCUUGUAGAUUUUUAAAGUUUCCAGGCACAAUUCUUUUGUUGUUUUGUCGGGUGACUUGAUUAAAGGCUUGGAUUUUGAUCGAGGCAAUAAGCCUGACAUGCAUCUACAGACUACUCUGGAGACUGAGUUCAUAGGCAAAAUUUUCAGGCAUUCAGCUUCGUUUUGGAUAGCAUUCAGCUUUGAGGUUGAUGAUGAGAUGACAGUGCAAUGACGAUGAUGAUGGUUGCUAGAUAUGGUUAAGUUCGAAGUGUAGGGCUCUGUGGUUUGAUGGAUGCUAUUCCAUAGGACCUUGUAGAUUUCUGAAGUUUCCAGGCACAAUACUUUUGUUGUUUUGUCAGGGGAAUUGAUUUAAUUCUUGGGUUUUGAUUUCUGGGGAUUUAGGCGUGUUGAUGGCGAUGGUAUUGAUGGUAAUCGGACAUGGUUCAAAUGGGCAUUGAUCACGGUGUAUUUUAGGUGGUGGUUAUAGAGAGCCUAAGUACAGUAAUUUUAGAUAUCCAGAUUCUGCGAUUGGUUCUGUAACAUUCUUCUAUUUCUUUAUAUGUAGAUCUAAUAAAAUUUAGAGAUUUGGGCUUUGGAGUUGAGAUUAUUAUCUCAACCAUUCUGUUACUAGGUUGUUAGUAAUGGUGUAACCAAGAAAGUGGAUCUUGAGCGGCAUACAGGUGAGUAUAGUAGUAAGCUAAACUGAGCCCCUGAUAAAAUUGCAAAUAUCUUAUACGAUUACGGUUCUCUUGAAUGGGCAUCGCAUGAUCUGAAUGGAGUUUAAGAUCUGCAUAAGAUACUCUUGCAUUCUUUGUAACAGACUAAUAUUCUCAAGAAUGUCAGUAAACAAAAGCAAUAAUAAGCGGUUUU
Messenger RNA from Amborella trichopoda, 3975 nucleotides. RefSeq names its product pentatricopeptide (PPR) repeat-containing protein. Gene Ontology annotation, molecular function: mRNA binding; protein binding. NCBI's taxonomy places the organism in Eukaryota, Viridiplantae, Streptophyta, Magnoliopsida, Amborellales, Amborellaceae. The record is from RefSeq and is a predicted model, not a curated record.